GUUGCUGGUUAGGAUUGAAGUUUAACUUCAACCAAUGGCAGUGCGUCUUCUGGAUUUGCGACUCCUGAGUGGUCAGAACUGACCGCUGACGUUUCGCUGAAUAACUACCAAUCAGAAACAAGACUUGAACUCUUCGCCUUAUUUGCAUAAAGGAGUCUAUAUAAAAUCGUCGUGUCAUACCUCGCUCAUACUCUUUUUCUUGGGCGCUUUUUAGCUAGUCUGAGCGAUGCCAGAGCCAGCGAAGUCCGCUCCCGCCCCGAAGAAGGGCUCCAAGAAGGCGGUGACCAAGGCGCAGAAGAAAGACGGCAAGAAGCGCAAGCGCAGCCGCAAGGAGAGCUACUCCAUCUACGUGUACAAGGUGCUGAAGCAGGUGCACCCCGACACCGGCAUCUCCUCCAAGGCCAUGGGGAUCAUGAACUCCUUCGUCAACGACAUCUUCGAGCGCAUCGCGGGCGAGGCUUCCCGCCUGGCGCAUUACAACAAGCGCUCGACCAUCACCUCCAGGGAGAUCCAGACGGCCGUGCGCCUGCUGCUACCUGGGGAGCUGGCCAAGCACGCCGUGUCGGAGGGCACCAAGGCCGUCACCAAGUACACCAGCGCUAAAUAAGCAAGAUGGGUCACCAGCAGCUGUACUGGAGCCACUCAUGACAACUGGGCCAGGGUUCUCACUCUUGUCUUGACUGUUCAAACCAGCACGGUCUCAUCUGGAAAUAAGGCCUCAACAUAAGCCUCCAGUGUUUGCGUCAGAAUGCGAAGGAUUCAAGUUGGACUGAAUGAUCUUCCUUCUAAGGAUUAUCCAAGACAUCUACCAUGAAAAGCCAUGAUAGUCCUUUGUACAUAAAAUAAACAUUUAAAUAUAUAUAUAUAUGA
Callithrix jacchus (white-tufted-ear marmoset) is the source of this 870-nucleotide messenger RNA. RefSeq names its product histone H2B type 1-J. Gene Ontology annotation, cellular component: nucleosome. NCBI's taxonomy places the organism in Eukaryota, Metazoa, Chordata, Mammalia, Primates, Cebidae. Gene Ontology annotation, molecular function: protein heterodimerization activity; structural constituent of chromatin; DNA binding. The record is from RefSeq and is a predicted model, not a curated record.